This is a messenger RNA of Meloidogyne enterolobii, 850 nucleotides long. The record is from the annotation of a GenBank genome assembly. Lineage: Eukaryota; Metazoa; Nematoda; Chromadorea; Rhabditida; Meloidogynidae.
UUUUUUGCGUUUUAAUCAUUUAAUUUUGAUUUUUGAAAAUAAUUUUAUUGGAGAAAAAGUGAUGAGUUUUGUUCCUGGUUUGAAUAUUUCAGAUUCUAAGAAGGUCCCUGAUCCUGGUACGAUUGUUGACACAGUAGCUGAGAUUGCUGAAGAAGCAGAAAAAUCCAGUAUAAGUUCAAGAUUUGGCUUUCAAUUUGAUGAUGAUCCUGAGACCUUUAUUGAGGUUGUGUUGAGGUUUCUUUGGAGUUUGGUAAUCGAUUACGGGUUCUACGUCGUUUGUGGAUUGUCUUUAUAUUCACUUAUUGUUAUGUUAAUUAAGAAACGUUACAUGGCUGGAAUUGUCAAUCGAUGGAAAUUAUAUCUUAAUUAUCGUGGAACGUUAAAAAGGAUGAGUUUUCUAUUAGAAAGGAACUACAAAAUUGAACUCUGGAGUGAUCAAGAAUUUUGUAAAAGUUAUUUACAGUUGUAUGAAUCAUUCCGUUUCUUUCGUUCAAUGGCAAACAGAGACCACAAAGGAGAUUCUAUUAUCGAUGAUAUUAAGCAACAGGCGGAGGCUUAUCCACUUUACCCAUUUUUUAAUGUUGAUUAUAAUUUGCGUGAUCGACUUUUGUAUGCACUUGAAGGGGUUGAUUGGGUUGGCAAAGACGAGGACGAGGAGGAAUUGACCGCUAAAAGUUUAAGUGAACUUACUGCUAAAAGUACUGGUGCUGAUAGGGAAACUAGUUCUGAAGAAUUUGUGGAUGGAUUAAAGAAACGUCAAAGAAGCAACGCUGAAACCGUUACUGCGAGGGAUACAAAAAGCGACAGAUCGGUAGAAAGCAAUUUUGAGAAGGGAAGUAAAUUUGAUUGA